Messenger RNA from Sinocyclocheilus anshuiensis, 1222 nucleotides. RefSeq names its product claudin-12-like. Gene Ontology annotation, cellular component: plasma membrane. NCBI's taxonomy places the organism in Eukaryota, Metazoa, Chordata, Actinopteri, Cypriniformes, Cyprinidae. The record is from RefSeq and is a predicted model, not a curated record.
UUCCUGCCUCCAGUCAUGUCUUGUCGUGACGUUCAUGCCACCAAUGCUUUCGCCUUCAUCAUCGCGAUGCUGUCAGUGGUCGGUCUGACCGUCGCCACGCUCGUUCCCCAGUGGAGAACCACCCGCCUGCUCACCUACAACCGCAAUGCCAAAAACGUGACCAUGUACGACGGCCUGUGGACCAAGUGUGUGCUGCGAGAUGGUUCUUCGGGUUGCUAUUACUUUGAUGCAGACUGGUAUGCGAAAGUAGACCAGUUGUACCUCAGACUGCUGCAGUUCUGUUUACCUGCUGGUCUGCUGUUUUCCAGCUUGGCUCUUCUGCUCUGUCUCACUGGCAUGUGUAAAACUGCUUGCUGCUCCAAAACUCCUGAUGACAUCAAGAACUCCCACUGCUUGGUCAACAGCUCAGGCUGCCAUCUAGUGGCUGGGAUGCUUCUGUUUCUAGGCGGGGCCAUUGCCAUGCCGCCCUCUGUCUGGUUCCUGUUCCACACGCGUAACCUUAAUGAGCGCUACGAUAAUCUGUUUGCUGUUGAGUUUGGGGUGUAUGUGGCCAUCAGCAGUGCUGGUGGUCUGAUCUUAGCCGCUCUGCUGAUGUUCAUGUGGUAUUGCAUGUGUAAAAAACUGCCUUCACCCUUCUGGCUACCUCUACCUGAAGGACCUGCAAUGACCAACAGCCUCUCCGCGCAGCCCCUCAUGACCAACGGCUUGCCUUCUCCCAUGACAUACGCACCCCAGAGCUUCCCUCCGGCUGUUCUGGAUGCCCCCACUUUUGUUCCAGCACAGGGUUACCCUCAACCUGCACCCACACAGCCUAUCUACAUGCCACAGAUGUCCAUACCUGAUAGUUACGGCUCAGAAGUUGGAGCCUCACAGGCAUAUAGAUACGCUCCCUCUCAAAGCUUUGCGCCUUCUCAGGGAUAUGCCCCAUCUCAAAGCUACGCCCCUCAGAGGUAUGCUGGGCACCGCUAUUCCACACGCUCCCGUAUGUCGGGCAUUGAGAUUGACAUUCCUGUCCUUACAGACUGACAUUGAGUUAGUUGUUUCAAAUCAAACAGGUCAAACUGGUAUUCUAUUCCUAUAAAUUAGAAAUGGUAAAUUAGCUGUGGCAUUGAAUUUGAACAAAAUGGUGAAAUUGAAAGAAACGCCUUUAAUUCAGUUGAUGUUGCAGGUGCUUCUUAGUAAUAGCACUGAAAAUGGCCAAAACAACGUAAAAAUAUUCAUC